Morus notabilis is the source of this 2345-nucleotide messenger RNA. RefSeq names its product putative clathrin assembly protein At2g25430. The record is from RefSeq and is a predicted model, not a curated record. Gene Ontology annotation, biological process: clathrin-dependent endocytosis; vesicle budding from membrane; clathrin coat assembly. Lineage: Eukaryota; Viridiplantae; Streptophyta; Magnoliopsida; Rosales; Moraceae. Gene Ontology annotation, cellular component: clathrin-coated vesicle; clathrin-coated pit. Gene Ontology annotation, molecular function: phosphatidylinositol-4,5-bisphosphate binding; clathrin heavy chain binding; 1-phosphatidylinositol binding.
CAAUUAUCCUCCUCUUUGCACGUAGAGAGAGAAAUAAAAACAAAGCCCCAAAAAGAAAAACCGAGAAGAACUCGGAGCUUUUACAGCUUUAAUACGACGCCGUACUGCCUCUCUGUUCGGACAAACCAAGCCAGUUCCGAUCUCAUUCGUAGGUCAACUCUCGGUCAGUCGCGGCGAGGAAAGUCUCCGGAUCCGGCGUCGUUUUGCCCCCAACUUCCGCGGAUCUAGAAACGCCGACACCUCCGUUUUCGAGCUUAGCGGGAGAGUCGGCAAUUAAAAAAAUCAAAAAAAGAAAAAGGAAAAAGCUUGUGAGCAAAUCGGACGGCGGAGAUGGCGCCGACGACGAUUCGGAAGGCGAUCGGGGCGGUGAAGGACCAGACGAGCAUCGGGAUCGCGAAGGUGGCGAGCAACAUGGCGCCGGAGCUGGAGGUGGCGAUCGUGAAGGCGACGAGCCACGACGACGAUCCGGCGGGCGAGAAGUACAUCCGGGAGAUCCUCAACCUCACAUCCUACUCGCGUGGCUACGUCAACGCCUGCGUAGCGGCGGUGUCGAAGCGAUUGGGGAAGACGCGCGACUGGAUCGUGGCCCUGAAGGCGCUGAUGCUGAUCCACCGCCUCCUCAAUGACGGCGACCCUCUGUUCCAGGAGGAGAUCCUCUACGCCACCAGGAGAGGCACCAGGCUCCUCAAUUUGUCUGAUUUCAGGGACGAGGCCCACUCCAGCUCUUGGGAUCACUCCGCGUUCGUCAGGACUUAUGCUAUGUAUUUGGAUCAGCGCCUUGAGUUGAUGCUCUUCGAGAGGAAGAGCUUUUUCGGCGGCGGAGGAGGAGGAGACGAUAGGUUUGGUGCUAGGGAGAGGGACAAUUUUCGGUCGCCGCCGCCGAGGCCGUACGAGUACGAUUACGGGGAUUCGAGAUCCGGAGGGGAGUCCGGAUCAUACGGAGGGAUAAGGCGGUCGAGAUCGUACGGCGACAUGAACGAGUCGGCGGGGCGAGGGGAAGGGAGAGAGGAGAACAAGAGGCCUGUGACGCCGUUGAGGGAGAUGAAGCCGGAGAAGAUUUUCGCCAAGAUGGGUCAUAUGCAGAGGCUCUUCGACCGGUUCUUGGCUUGUCGGCCGACGGGGUUGGCCAAGAACAAUAGGAUGAUUCUGAUCGCGUUGUAUCCCGUCGUUAGAGAGAGCUUUCAGCUGUACGCCGAUAUUUGUGAGGUUUUGGCUGUUUUGUUGGAUAAAUUCUUCGAUAUGGAGUAUCCGGAUUGUGUCAAGACCUUUGAUGCUUAUGCUAGUGCGGCGAAGCAGAUCGACGAGCUAAUUGGGCUCUACAGUUGGUGUAAGGAUACGGGGGUUGCGAGGUCGUCGGAGUACCCGGAGGUGCAGAGGAUUACCGGGAAGCUUUUGGAGACAUUGGAGGAAUUUGUUAGGGAUAGAUCUAAGAGACCUAAGAGCCCGGAAAAGAAAGAGGAGCUUCCUGCGCCUGUGCAGGAGGAGGAGCCGGUGCCUGAUAUGAACGAGAUAAAGGCGCUGCCUCCGCCGGAGAAUUAUACUCCUCCUCCCCCACCUGAGCCAGAGCCCAAGCCCCAACUGCAACCACAAGCGACCAAUGAUUUGGUCGAUUUGAGGGAGGAUUCAGUGACGGCCGAUGAUCAGGGCAACAAGUUGGCCCUGGCAUUGUUUGCUGGUCCAGGUACUAACAAUGCCAACGGAUCAUGGGAGGCAUUCCCAUCUAAUGGAUCGGACCCGCAAGUGACCUCUGCCUGGCAGACACCUGCAGCAGAACCCGGCAAGGCUGAUUGGGAACUCGCAUUGGUGGAGACAGUGAGCAACCUGGCGAAUCAGAAGGCAAACAUGGGCGGUGGGCUUGACCCCUUGUUGUUGAAUGGAAUGUACGAUCAGGGAAUGGUGAGGCAGCACGUUAGCACUGCCCAAUUGGGCGGUGGAAGUGCCAGCAGCGUGGCGCUGGCUGGCCCGGGAAAGAGCGCAACUCCGGUGUUGGCUCUCCCUGCGCCAGAUGGAACAGUGCAGGCUGUAAAUCAGGAUCCUUUCGCUGCCUCGUUGACCAUUCCACCGCCUUCUUACGUGCAAAUGGCUGAUUUGGAGAAGAAGCAGACUUUGUUGGUCCAGGAACAGAUGGUGUGGCAACAAUAUUCAAAGGAUGGAAUGCAGGGCCAAACUAGCUUGGCCAAGAUUGGUGGCGCCGGACACAAUGGCAUGGCUGCGAGCCCUUAUCCUUAUGGAAUGCCGCCUGUCAACGGAAUGGGGCCACCGGCCGGGUAUUACUACACUCCUUACUGAUUUUUGUUUUAAAUUUUUUAUAGAUGAGUGUUUCUCUCUCUUUUUUUUUAUCUAUA